GAGCCCUCUGCUGAGCUCCGCAACAGGUUGCUGCCCCGGGAGUGAAGCGGCGGGGACCGGAGCGGCGGGGAACAGGCCCAGGAUGGACAAGCUGAAGAAGGUGCUGAGCGGGCAGGACACCGAGGACCGGAGCGGCCUGUCCGAGGUAGUUGAGUCAUCUUCGUUAAGCUGGGGAACCAGAAUAAAAGGCUUCAUUGCGUGUUUUGCUAUAGGAAUUAUCUGCUCACUGUUGGGUACUUUUCUACUGUGGGUGCCCAAAAAAGGACUACACCUCUUUGCAGUGUUUUACACCUUCGGGAAUAUUGCAUCAAUUGGAAGCACCAUCUUCCUCAUGGGACCCCUGAAGCAGCUGAAGCGCAUGUUUGAGCCUACGCGUCUGAUUGCUACGAUCCUGGUGCUGUUGUGUUUUGCACUUACCCUGUGUUCUGCCUUUUGGUGGCAUAACAAGGGACUUGCACUUAUCUUCUGCAUCUUGCAGUCCUUGGCCUUGACGUGGUAUAGCCUUUCCUUCAUACCAUUUGCAAGGGAUGCUGUGAAGAAGUGCUUUGCUGUAUGUCUUGCAUAAUACACUGCCAGUUUGCAAAAGUGUGGAAGGCACUAUGGAUGGAAGCUGGUGGAGAGUUUUGUAAAUAUCCUCUAAAUCUCUGUCUUACAGACAUGUGCCUUUUAUCUUGCAGCAAAGUGUUGCUUGCUAUUUGAACAUUUGGGAGUUGCCUUUGGAAGCAAUGAUGUAUUCCCAAACCCAAAUGUAUAUAUAGCACAAUAUGAGGAGGGGGGUUUUGUAUCUUAUGGAGUGGAAUCUUCCUCAUGCUCUGUUUCUUCUUUGGAUGAUAUCUGUUGGAUUCUCAUAAAUAAAAACCUGUUAAACAGCAGCA
Castor canadensis (American beaver) is the source of this 875-nucleotide messenger RNA. RefSeq names its product SFT2 domain containing 2 (gene Sft2d2). Gene Ontology annotation, biological process: vesicle-mediated transport. Gene Ontology annotation, cellular component: membrane. NCBI's taxonomy places the organism in Eukaryota, Metazoa, Chordata, Mammalia, Rodentia, Castoridae. The record is from RefSeq and is a predicted model, not a curated record.